Molecule: messenger RNA, 1223 nt
Organism: Momordica charantia (bitter melon)
Lineage: Eukaryota; Viridiplantae; Streptophyta; Magnoliopsida; Cucurbitales; Cucurbitaceae
Product: protein REVEILLE 6
Molecular function (GO): DNA binding
Source: RefSeq, a predicted model, not a curated record
UGCCAUUCUCGAAGCUCGUGUUCGGGCCGCGCCCGGCGGAAGAAUCCAGAUUGGAUCCGUACAAAUGGCGUUACCGUUCGACACUGCUACGACGUCGUCGAGGGAGGACCUGUGGAAGAGAGCUCGGAAACCGUAUACCAUCACCAAGUGCAGAGAGAGCUGGACCGAACCACAGCACGAUAAGUUCCUCGAAGCUAUUCAGCUCUUUGAUCGUGACUGGAAGAAGAUUGAAGCUUUUGUUGGAUCGAAGACUGUCAUACAGAUACGUAGUCAUGCACAGAAGUAUUUCCUGAAGGUUGAGAAGAGUGGGACAGGCGAACACUUACCUCCUCCACGACCAAAGAGGAAAGCUGCUCAUCCAUAUCCUCAAAAAGCUUCAAAAAAUGCUCUUGCACUAGUCUCAGGGUCAUUUCAGUCAUCUUCUGUUGAACCAAAAUAUAUUUUAAAGCCAGAUUCCUCUUCAGUUCCUGCGAGUUUCAUUUCUGCUGCUGCCAUGUCUUCCAGGGCGGAUAACUCUAUCCAAACAGUCAAUUUCUCUCAAGGUGCAAGAGGGCAAAUUACAGAUAACAAUUGUUGCAGUAGCACAGAGCGCAUUCCAAGAGCAAGCUUUCCAACUAAAUCAAUCAUUGAGGAACAAAACAACCAUCAGCUGAGAGUACUGCCAGAUUUUGGUCAAGUGUACAACUUUAUUGGCAGUGUGUUCGACCCAGAAGCUACAGAUCAUCUGCAGAGGCUAAAGAAGAUGGACCCUAUAGACGUCGAAACUGUGCUGUUGCUGAUGAGAAACCUGUCCAUUAAUCUGGCCAGCCCCGACUUUGAGGACCAUAAAAAGGUACUCUCGUCUUACGAUGUCUUCAUGGAACAUGGUUAGUAAUUAAAAUGCAGGAGGAGAAUUCCGCUGUUGGAGAUGAAAAUGGCAGCUGUUAGUUCACCGAAUUGUACGUGAUAGAGCCAUAAUGCAACUGCACUUAGAAGAUCAGUAUUGUAUUGCGGCUGUACAUUCGCCAAAUCGCCAACUAUCACUACUAGAGCCCAGAGGGAUAAUAGUCUUUAUAUUCCCUGCUACUGGCUCUGAGCAUAUGAUGUAUAGUUCUAAGUUUUGACAUCAACAUUAUGAAGUUCUAAUAAUAGGAGAGAAUCAUUUUCCCCGCUGUUCAGUAAAUUAGAAUUACCACUUGUAGAAGAAGUUAGCACACGAAGAAAUAAACUUUUAUUAGUUGCCA